CGAUCAUAACCAGUAAGCCCAACAAUAUUUACAUUUAACGAAUUGUUCUUCUUGUGCGUUUGAAUUUGGCAUUUAGCAAUGGAACUUCAUUCUAAAUACCAAGUCGGCCUUGCUUGCGUGCUGCUACUCUUGCCUGCACUAUGUUCAUCCCAGGGCUUCACAGACUCCAGAGCCACGUACUACAGUACCUCUGAUGGCUAUGGAACUCCAACCGGAGCUUGUGGAUAUGGCGAUUACGGCAGAACUGUAAACUACGGGAGGGUUGCAGGCGUGGCCGGCUUAUGGAGAGGUGGAGCUGGAUGCGGUGCUUGCUACCAGGUGAGGUGCAAGAACUCAAGAUUAUGCGAUAACUACGGCACGAUGGUGGUGGCAACAGACUACGGUGCAGGUGACAGGACGGACUUCAUAAUGAGUCCCAAUGGUUUCUCAAAACUGGGACGAAACCCAAGUGCAUCGGCAGAGCUGAAGAAAUACGGCACCGUAGACAUCGAAUACAGGAGGGUACCCUGCACGUACGCUGGCUACAACGUGCGUAUCAAGAUCCACGAGUCCAGCAAUUACCCAGACUACCUUGCUCUUGUUAUUCUCUACGUGCCUGGAAUGAACGACGUCACUGCCGUUGAGAUAUACGACAAUGAGCGCCAUGAAUGGAAGCCAAUGAGAAGAGCGUAUGGGGCGGUGUUUGAUAUAGCUGGGGCACCACGUGGACCAUUGAGGCUGAGGCUGCGAUUCAGUGGAAGAUCGGGUUGGGUGCAGUCGAGCAACACCGCGAUUCCAGGGGAUUGGAAGAUUGGAGCUUCUUACGACUCUCAAGUUCAUGUCUAAAUUACAUCCUCCAUAACGAGGGGGCCACGUAUGACGUAACCUGUGUGGCUUCAACUGAAUGCAAGCUGUUUGGUCUCGUACUGUCAACUAAACAUAUAAAUAAUAAUGUGUCUGCUGGAAUAAAAUGAAUAAUAGGGGUUUGUGUAUUUUUCAUUUGGGACGGAAUUAAUAAAUGAAUAAGGAAACCUCUUUGUUUAUGAA
Prosopis cineraria is the source of this 1026-nucleotide messenger RNA. Its product is annotated as expansin-like B1. Lineage: Eukaryota; Viridiplantae; Streptophyta; Magnoliopsida; Fabales; Fabaceae. The record is from RefSeq and is a predicted model, not a curated record. Gene Ontology annotation, cellular component: extracellular region. Bases 79 to 825 code for a protein of 248 amino acids. The transcript is spliced from 4 exons.